Molecule: messenger RNA, 1719 nt
Organism: Sclerotinia borealis F-4128
Lineage: Eukaryota; Fungi; Ascomycota; Leotiomycetes; Helotiales; Sclerotiniaceae
Source: the annotation of a GenBank genome assembly
AUGACAGGUGCGGAGCAUGAAACCGUUGGCAAGUUACCAUUUGCUGCUGUGGCUGCUCCAGAAUCAUAUCAAAGCGCCGAGGACCAUGGAACUCUUGAAACUGGAACUAUAGGGACUGCGCCUUCAUCAUAUUCUCAACAUGCACUUCGACGAGAUACGGGACCACCUGCCACGAGGAAAGAACUUUGGUCAUACUAUGCAUACUAUGCGGGAAACAACGGAAUUGGCUCUUUUCAAUACUCAAGUCUCCUCUUUCAAAAUUUGAUAUACCAGGCCGGUUUUAAUCCAAAUAUUCUACCAUUGGGUAGCGCACCUUGCAGCGAUGAUAGUGCUUGUCAUGUCUUCUGGAAUGGAGGAACAAAAGAAUAUACGUCGGUGGUUCUGAUAGGAACAGGAUUGACCUUCGUUUCGCAAGCCGUACUCUUCCUUUCGAUUGGAAGUUUGGCGGAUUUCGGAAAUUGGAACCCAUGGGUUGUUAGAAUAUUCUCCCUUCUAACGUUCGCUUUCGAGUUCGGAUUUUUAGGAGUACAACAUGCAUCCCAAUGGAGAAUUGCUAUGGCUCUUUACAUUCUUAGUAGUGUCACUUGGUGGGCUUCCUAUGUUUUCUUCAACGCGAUAUUUCCCAAACUUGCCCACGAUCUCCCCGAAAUCCACAAAGCGAAAGACGAUUAUACACAUGGUGCAUUGACAAAGAUAGAAUAUGAAUACAAGUGCUCAAUGGCAAGGUCGAAAGUCAUGAACAUUAGUUAUGGGUGGAAUAAUGUUGGUUUCACAAUAUGCGGUGCUUUAGCAUUGGCAGCUUUAGCGGGAGUUGGUGCAAACGACUCUACACAACAAAACAAUUGGGGAUAUUCUGUCUCCGUCGCUGUCACCACUGGAUGGUGGAUAAUUCUUGCCAUUCCAUGGUUUAUCUGGGAAAAGAAACGACCUGGACCACCUCUACCCAAAGGAGAGAAUUACCUUUCUUUUGGCUUCAAGCAAGCUUACUUUGCCUUAAAACAGGUAUGGAAGUUGAAACAAACUUUCUUCUAUCUGAUUGCAUUUUUCCUAUUGGCAGAUGGAUUGGCCACAUUACUCACACUUAUAUCAAUUGCACAAACACAAGUUGUACUGUUUUCCGCGACACAGAAUACCUAUCUCAUCAUGGUUCAAGGUGGCUCAACUACAGUGGGAGUCUUCGGCGCCUAUUAUCUUCAAGAGAAAUUCAAGCUCCGUACCAAGUCAAUGCUUCAAUUUUGCAACUGUGGUUGCGUACUCAUUGCUCUGUGGGGAAUGGUAGGUAUCUGGACCACCAAGUUUGGAUUCCAUAACGAAUGGGAGUUCUGGCUUUUUCAAACACAAUAUGGACUUACCCUCGGCGCCCAAUUUCCAUACGGUCAAGCAUUUAUGGCAGAGCUGGUGCCCAAAGGAAGAGAGUACUUAUUCUUCAGUCUUCUGGGUAUUGUAUCAAAAGGAUCAGCAUGGAUUGGACCAAUUGUUUCAAGUGCUAUUGUCGAUCAUAACGGAAGUCAAUGGGCAGCUUUUCCUUUUGUGGCUGCUUUGAUCUUUGUCCCUACUGUUGCAAUCUUUUGGAUUAGUGAGACGAAGAGUAGAGUGGAAUGUGCAGAGUACUUGGAAAGAGAAAAGACUGAUUUGCAGAAGGUUAGAGAUAGAGAGACGUAUACAGGUAGAUCUGGUUCUACAGAGAGUAGUAGUGGGAGGUUAGAUAAGACUACUUGA